AUGUCAAAACAUCCACAAUCGGACGACAGCCAUAGUCCGCAGCAUGCUGUUAUCGACAUCCCUAUCAACGACGGCAAGGCUUCAGUGGAGCAGCAAAUCGAGAUCCAUGUGCACGACCUUUUCGAUGUCAAGGAAAACAAAAGCAUCUCUCUCGAAGAAGUACUCGAAGGGCUAUGUUACGUGAUGCAUUUCCGCAUUCAGGGUGGAUGUCAACCACACCUCGAUAUUAAGCUGAUGCGACGACUCUGUGAGGCGCUCUUGCUCAACGCUGGACAUACGGAGGGUCAUUUGCUACGUAAACGUUCCACACAUGCUGCCGAUAUGGCCUUUUUUCUCUUUGGUGAUUUCCUAGAAGAAGUUGCCGAGUUUCGUGCUGUGGUUGGAGAAAAGGAUGUGUAUGAGCUCAAAAACCAUCUCAAGAUCCAUUAUCGGUGUCAACCUUAUUGCACGGAUGAACAAAAGCAGGGUGCCAUUGCUAUCGUACAGCUCCUGACCGAGUUUUUUCCUCGACACAUCGAUGAUUGGCGUGAUCUUAUCAAGGAAGGGGAACAAGAUGAUAUGGAAAAAUUGCUUGGUUCUUCAUUAGCCAGUGAUAUCGCCAAGCAAAAGACGACGACAAAGAUGCCUCGUGGUGGUGUGGUGGUACCUUCUUCCGACAACACCGUAUUGCUUCCACCGCCUCCUGCUUUAUACUUUGAUCGAUCGGUUGAGAAGCUAUUGAACAUGUUCCCACAUACGCACCCUGAACAUGGUCUACCAAGUGCUCUUGUGCCUGCAUUACGAGAACAAUAUGGCACCAAUAAGCUUCCCGAUCCUCCGCGACCAAGUGCAUUAAAGAUGCUCUGGACCCAAAUUACCGAUUUUAUGGUGCUAUUACUACUUGCAGCGGCUGUUGUGGAAGCUGGUCAACAAGAAUUCAACAGCAUGGCGGUUCUUUUGAUUGUCGUGGUGCUCAAUACAGUGAUUGGAUUUACCCAAGAAUGGAAAGCAAGUAAAACUCUCAGCGCAUUGAUGGAUCUCACUGUGCCACAGGCUCAAGUCAUUCGUGAUGGAGAGCAAAUCAUGGUGGAUUCGGAAGACCUUGUUCCUGGUGACUUGGCAGUCUUAGAUGAGGGCGAUGCAGUGCCUGCUGAUAUCCGGUUGAUCGAUGUUGCCCAAUUAGAAUUGGUGGAAAGCAUCCUUACUGGUGAAAGUUUACCGGUGUUAAAGAAAACAGAUGCAAUCAAGGCAAAGUCGCGACGCAUUCCUCUCGGCGAUUGUCUCGGCAAUGCAUUCAUGUCGACUACUGUAGCUCGUGGACGUGGUAGAGGCAUCGUUGUGCGUACAGGGGAGCAAACAGAGAUUGGUAAAAUUAGUUCCGCCAUCCAAGCAGGAUCAAAGCGAAAACAAAAGACACCCAUUCAACGACGCCUUGAUAAAUUGGGAAAGAUCCUCGUGCUUAUUGCCAUUGUCCUUUGUGCACUUGUCGUCGUUAUUGGGAUUGCAUGGAAGCAUGAUGUUCGUACAACCGUCAACAUUGGCCUAAGUCUUGCAGUAUCGGUCAUCCCUGAAGGCCUUGUAGCUGUCACAACAGUAACCAUGGCAUUAGGAGUACGCCGAAUGGCAGCAAAGCAAUGUGUUGUUCGUACACUUCCAGCUGUAGAAUCCCUUGGUAGCGUCACUGUUAUUUGCUCCGAUAAGACGGGAACUUUGACGGAAGGCAAAAUGGGUGCAGCAGAGCUAUGGACAGCCGAUGACGCAUUGUAUCGAUUUACAGAGUCAACAUCGCUUGAUCCCACACAUGGAGAUAUCAUAGUUGAGCCUGCCGAAUUACGCCGACGCAUGAUUCAUGUACGACGUACAGCAGUUGACGCUGAUGAGCAAAUGCACCAAGAUGACGCUAUUGAUUACGCUGCUAUGCGUACAAGACCCAUUGAUCGCACCAUGCCAAACGCAUAUACAUCCCAUUUACGGCACGCUUUUAUGGUAUCAGCCCUUUGCAAUAAUGCCUCUGUUAAACGUGAUGAUCAAGGCGACUGGGCAACAGUGGGUGAUCCAACCGAGGUUGCAUUAACGGUGGCUGCUCAAAAGGCCAAUCUUGGACGUGAUCAUUGGACAACCACCGAGGGCAUGCAAAAGGUGUUUGAGCGUGCUUUUGAUAGCGAACGCAAAUUGAUGAGCACGAUCUACCGACCCUCUACCGAGAAUGACAACAAAGGCCAAUUAUACGUGCUCUGUAAGGGCGCUCCUGAAGAGCUAUUACGCAAAUGCACAACGUAUCUUACACCCACCAACACCACUACAGCAUCGGCAUCUUUAUCUUCACCCUUACCACCGCCACCACCUAUUCCAUCAGCUCUUACAAAUGACACUGCCAGCAGCUCCUCCAGCACAAUGACCGAGAAUAGCAGCAGCAGCAGCAAGAAUAAUAACAAUGCAUUGGAUGAUGAUGGUGGUGCUAUCACAAGCGAUCAAGGCGUUUCAAGUGAAGAGCAUGAUAAUCAUACGCAGCCGAUGAAUGAUACAUUUGCCACCAAAGUCACGGAUGAAAGUUCCCGGAUGGCAUCACAAGGUUUACGUGUGCUUGGCCUAGCAUUUAAGCGUGUACCUGACAUGGAUGACGAGAAAUUGGAAUCGAUUGGUGAAAAUGACUUUACCUUUUUGGGUCUUAUUGGCUUGAUUGAUCCUCCCAAACAAGGCGUUAAAGAAUCAGUGGAGACAUGCCAACAAGCUGGUAUUCGUGUAAUGAUGAUUACGGGUGACCAUGUGGAAACAGCUGUUGCCAUUGCUUCUCAACUCGGCAUCUUCAAGCGUGAUACACCUGGCAUGAGUAGAGCUAUUCUGGGACGUGAGCUUGACUUGCUUUCUGAAGAAGCGAUCAUUUCCCUUGACCCGUUUCCUAAUGUCUUUGCAAGAGUGAGUCCUGACAACAAGUUGACCAUUGUACGAGCGUUACAGCAACGUGGAGAAUUGGUGGCUAUGACGGGCGAUGGUGUGAAUGAUGCUCCUGCAAUAAAGUCAGCUGAUGUGGGUGUGGCAAUGGGCCAAGCUGGUACCGAGAUCACCAAACAGGCGGCUGAUCUUGUCUUAUUGAACGACAACUUUACAACGAUUGUAUCAGCAGUUGAGGAAGGUCGGCACGUGUUUGACAACAUCCUAAAGUUCAUCGUCUACUUGCUCAGCUGUAAUGGGUCUGAAAUCUUUUUGAUGCUUACUUGUUCAAUUGCCAAUAUCGAAACCCCAUUUACUGUGAUGAUGAUCCUUUGGGCCAAUAUUAUAGCCGACAUUCCACCUGCUAUGGCGCUUGGUGUGGAGCCACGUGAAAAAACGUUAAUGAAACGGUCACCACGCGAUCCUAACACGGGUGUGGUUACUCUUGCUGUAUGGAUCGUCAUCCUAUCCCAAUCCUUGCUCAUUGCCGCCCUUACGCUUGGCAGCUACGUGCUUGCAUUGUACCGAUACAACUAUCCUGUUCCUGAAGCCCAAUCCUUGGCAUUUACUUGUCUCACCACGAUUCAAUUGACGCAUUCAUUCCUCUCUCGAAGUGUGCAUCUUUCAGUCUUCAAAACGGGAUUGCUGAGCAAUCGAUGGAUGGUCGCAGCUUUCCUCAUCUCCUUCUUCUUUUUGAUCCUGGGGAUCUAUGCUCCUGGCAUAUCAACUUGGCUCGAACUCACCUAUGUUGGAUGGCAAUCAUGGGUCAUGGUGAUCGUAUCACUCACGAUACAUAUCAUGGCCGUUGAAUUAUUGAAGCUGACAUUGAGGCGCCUCAAAGUAACCAUCUGA
Lichtheimia ornata is the source of this 3762-nucleotide messenger RNA. RefSeq lists its product as uncharacterized. Lineage: Eukaryota; Fungi; Mucoromycota; Mucoromycetes; Mucorales; Lichtheimiaceae. The record is from RefSeq and is a predicted model, not a curated record. Gene Ontology annotation, cellular component: plasma membrane; endoplasmic reticulum. Gene Ontology annotation, biological process: intracellular calcium ion homeostasis; manganese ion transport; calcium ion transmembrane transport. Gene Ontology annotation, molecular function: ATP binding; P-type calcium transporter activity; ATP hydrolysis activity. The coding region runs from base 1 to 3762 and encodes 1253 amino acids. The transcript has 14 exons.